Hepatospora eriocheir is the source of this 534-nucleotide messenger RNA. Lineage: Eukaryota; Fungi; Microsporidia; Hepatosporidae. The record is from the annotation of a GenBank genome assembly.
AUGUAUUUCAAGGUAGAUUUGAGAGGAGAAUUUAGAAAUAUUAAGGCAGUAGUUCCAGCUAAAAUAUGUUUUAUAGAUGUAAGGUGUGGAAAAUGUAAAACUAAGAAAGAUAACAUCAGUAUUAAGCAUGAUUAUACCUAUGAUUUAGAAAUACAGAAAGGAGAUAGAAAUCACACAACAACACAAGAGGUUAACUAUACAUACAAAUGUAGUAAUGAAGACUGUGGAAAUAGAAUCAGUAUAAAUAUGGAAAAGUUGAGUGAUUUAGAGUUUUAUAGAAGAGGAGAGAGUGAUGUAUAUGAAAGGGUAAGUAAGGUUGUUAAUGAUGAGUGUACAAUUGCACGUUUUAAGAGUGAUUCUGCUACAAUUGAGACUGUAAGACUACCAGAAAUAACUUUUUUUACUGAUGAAAAUGAAAUGUUAAGUACAAGUGAUCUAAAAGGAGGGGUUGUAACUUUAACUUCUAAAAUAGGAAAUCCAACAGGUAUAAUUGAAAAUUUUAAAAUAACCGUAAAAGAAGUCAAUAAAAAAUAA